Messenger RNA from Phascolarctos cinereus (koala), 4277 nucleotides. The record is from RefSeq and is a predicted model, not a curated record. NCBI's taxonomy places the organism in Eukaryota, Metazoa, Chordata, Mammalia, Diprotodontia, Phascolarctidae.
CCCUUAGGCUACAUGGGCAGACCUACAAGACUGAGCAAACAAAUAGGAGGGAUGAAGAUUCUGCUGUUUCUUUGUCUAAGGAUCUUAGAUAUUAUCUGCUGCUGUUUGGUGGGGGGGAAAGCCCACUGCUCGAAGCUGUGACUAAAUAGAACAGUGGGAGCUGAUGGCUCAGGGGUUGGUGCUAGAUACAGACUCUCUAGUACCACUUCCGACUUUAAGUCUUCCUGUUAAAGUCCACUGCGGUGGUUUUCUUCCUCGAGGAACCGUUUUCUCGCAGACACUCGGCAGUCAGAGCCUCCAGCAACAAACUGGGAGCUUUGCCUUUAGCUUGGGUUUGCCCUCCAGAGACUCUGCACUUCUGUUCUUGGGCUCCACUGAGAACUUCUAAAAAUCACCCUCACCGUCGUCAGCACAAAACUAUACCUUCCCCCAGGGAUCUAAACAUGCACGGAGCGGAGAUUUGUUAAAGCAGAGAACGGGAGAGAAGAACGGAAAACUAGUGGAUGCAGCAGACAAGAGCUCUGUGCAAAAAUCUCAAACCAGUUCAGAUGUUGCUGUUUCCUCAAGUUGCAGUUAAAACAGAGCCAAUGAGCAGCAGUGAGAUUGCUACAACAGCAUCAGACGGGUCUUUAGACAACUUCUCAGGAUCAGCAAUUGGAAGUAGUGGCUUCAGCCCAAGACAAACACAUCAGUUUUCCCCACCACAGAUAUAUCCUUCCAACAGACCAUACCCACAUAUUCUCCCUACCCCUUCCUCACAAACUAUGGCUGCAUAUGGGCAAACACAGUUUACCACAGGAAUGCAACAGGCUACAGCAUAUGCCACAUACCCACAGCCAGGACAACCAUAUGGAAUCCCCUCGUAUGGUGCAUUGUGGGCAGGCAUCAAGACAGAAGGUGGAUUGUCCCAGUCACAGACACCUGGACAGACAGGAUUUCUAAGCUAUGGCACGAGCUUUAGUACUCCUCAACCUGGACAGGCACCAUACAGCUACCAAAUGCAAGGUAGCAGUUUUACAACAUCAUCAGGACUAUACACAGGAAAUAAUUCACUCACAAAUUCUUCUGGAUUUAAUAGCUCACAGCAGGAAUAUGCAUCUUAUACCAGCUUUGGCCAGGGUCAGUAUGCACAGUAUUAUAAUAGCUCACCGUACCCAUCCCAUUACAUGACAAGCACCAACACCAGUCCAACAACGCCUUCUACAAAUGCAACAUACCAGCUUCAAGAACCACCAUCUGGCAUCACCAGUCAAGCAGUUACAGAUCCCACUGCAGCAGAGUACAGUACAAUCCACAGUCCUUCAACACCUAUUAAAGAUUCAGAUUCAGAUCGAUUGCGCCGUGGUUCAGAUGGGAAAUCACGUGGGCGGGGCCGAAGAAACAAUAACCCUUCACCACCACCAGAUUCUGACCUUGAGAGAGUAUUCAUCUGGGAUUUGGAUGAAACAAUCAUUGUUUUCCAUUCCUUGCUUACUGGGUCCUAUGCUAACAGAUAUGGAAGGGAUCCACCUACUUCUGUUUCACUUGGACUGAGAAUGGAAGAAAUGAUUUUCAAUUUGGCAGACACACAUCUGUUCUUUAAUGAUUUAGAAGAAUGUGACCAAGUUCACAUAGAUGAUGUCUCUUCUGAUGAUAAUGGUCAAGACCUAAGCACAUAUAACUUUGGAACAGAUGGCUUUCCUGCUGCAGCAACCAGUGCUAACCUGUGCUUAGCAACUGGUGUUCGAGGAGGAGUAGACUGGAUGAGAAAGUUGGCCUUCCGCUAUAGACGAGUAAAAGAAAUCUAUAAUACCUACAAAAAUAAUGUUGGAGGUCUUCUUGGUCCAGCCAAAAGAGAAGCUUGGCUCCAGUUAAGGGCAGAAAUUGAAGCUCUAACAGAUUCCUGGUUAACACUUGCACUGAAAGCCUUGACGCUGAUUCACUCUAGGACAAACUGUGUGAAUAUUUUAGUAACAACUACUCAACUUAUUCCAGCCCUGGCAAAAGUCCUGCUGUAUGGAUUAGGAGUUGUGUUUCCAAUCGAAAAUAUUUACAGUGCAACAAAAAUAGGAAAAGAAAGUUGUUUUGAGCGAAUAAUUCAAAGGUUUGGAAGAAAAGUUGUAUAUGUUGUUAUAGGAGAUGGUGUGGAAGAAGAACAAGGAGCAAAAAAGCAUGCAAUGCCAUUUUGGAGGAUCUCAAGUCACUCUGACCUUAUGGCUCUUCAUCAUGCCUUAGAACUGGAGUACCUGUAGCAGCCUGAGAGCACUUUGAAAUUCCCCCACACCCUUAUGUCCAUGGACCGUAUACAGGAGGCCUGUAUCUUGUGACAGCAUUGGACUACAGAAAUUCGUGGUCUCCACAUGCAGAUACGCAGCUGCAAGUGGUCUUAACCUAUGCCCUUUCAGUAAACGGAGGACCAUGCCUUUUCCUUCAGAACAGCUGUCGAUUCUAGUACUGUGAAUCCAAUGGGAAAAAGACAAAAGCCAUGCGAAUGUCCUAACCAUGUGUCUCUGCCACAUUAGCUACACGGUUCAAACCUGUGAAGGAAGAAAGACCCUUAAAAUGCUUUGAUUCGUAGCAUCUUCAGUGUGACAGAAACUGCUUCUUCAGUACAGCAAACUUGAUUGCACAAUGAAGACUGGGAUUGCUUUGUUUUGUUUUUUCCUUUCUCAAUACCAAUGGAGUAAUUUUCUUGUAAAGAAGGUUGACUUUGGGGUGUCUCCUACCCAGGGUACUCUGUACAUCUCUACUUAUUUAUGAACAGACUGUGUUUCUGACAUCAAGUAAAUGGAAGGACGUUUGAUAGGAGUUAGGUGCUUUCUGACCUCAGCCUUCUGAUAGACACAGCAAGUACUUGGAUUUUAGCACAUUGCGAAGUAGAUUAAAGUAUGUCUAAUUUAAACAGAUGUGUACAUCACUGAGACAAUCAUGUACAGGAAGAAUUUUUUGUGUAAAUUUGUAAUAAUGGAUGAUUCUUUUACAUAUUGUUUAGGGAGAUGCUAUUGAAAGGUAGAAAUGCCUUGUUAGUGAAAUAUAAGAGGCAUCAUGGGCACAAUGUCUCAUGAUGCACCUUAUUCAAAGGGUUGGCUAUAAAUAUGUAGAUAAUGGAUUUUUUUAGAUAAAUUUGUCAAGACCAAAAGCAUGGAUGUCAAGUGUCAAUCAGGAUUUUCUUUUUUUUUCUAGCUGUUUUCUUUCCCUCGGUUCUUCUGCGUAAAUGAAAAAGGCCUAUUAGGACAUCAUUAUUAAUAGCAACAUGCCCACAGCACCUCCUCCCCCUGAAGUUUCUCAAAAGAGUUGAAUAAGGAAACCCAAUACCUCCCUUUUUCAAUUUUAGCACUAAUGUAUUAUAUGUAGCUACUUGAAAAAAAAUAAUCAAAUGCCUCAUCCCACAGAAAGAAUGUAGAAGCUGGAUAUAUUUUAUUAAAAUGGUUUAUGGGUUGGAGUCCAUCAAAAUUUUCAUGUAAUCAGAAAAUCAAAAUCAUUCUAGUGUCUGCAUUGUUUUGUUAAGGAAGGAAGGGAAAUACCAUAGUUCUAUGGAAUUGAGCAAAAAUCCAUACCCAAUCCUUACAUUUUCCUUCUUUUCCUUUUCUUUUCUUCUCUCUCCUCUCUUCUCUUCUUCUGCUCUCUUCUCUUCUCCCUUCUUUUUUCUCCUCCCCUUACCUCUCUUCCUCUCUCUUUUUUCUCUUCUCUUUUUUUGUUGCACCGUUUUCCAGAAGUAACUACACAACAAAAUUGUUUUCACCAAGAAACUGACAUUUCUAUCUACAUUGGGGAUAAACAUACAUCUAGGAAGUAGGGGCUGUCAUAUUUCUCUACCUGGAAGGCAAUUUCUGUGUUAGAGUAUUCAUUUUAUCAGUAGACCCCUUUUCUUGAUGUGUUUCUUACCCUUUUCCUCAAAUCACUCUAUUGAGGAAUUCAUCUCCUCUAACUCCUUGAAAAAAAGCACCAGCUAACCAGGGAAGCUAAAGAGCACCUCCAUCCACUUACUGAGGAUUCAUAUUGCUGCUACUAGAAUUAGUCAUUUGUGAAUUUCCCAAAUUGUUUAAUUACCAACCAUAAUAGACUUUUUUUUUGCCUAAAACAAAGAAAGAUUGACAGAAUUUUUUUUUGUCUUGCCUUUUCUUUUCAUGUUUCUGUAAUCAGUAUGCAGACUGGGGGAAAACAUUUCUUUUUCUUUUUUUCCUGGGCCUUACUGUACUAAAAAAAAAAAAAGGUGUGUUGUGUCCACAAUUGUGUACAGGAUUUUUCUUCAUUUAUUUUGUGUUUAAAUUAAUAAAAUUGAUUUGUGAAAUAUUGAA